Molecule: messenger RNA, 315 nt
Organism: Clunio marinus
Lineage: Eukaryota; Metazoa; Arthropoda; Insecta; Diptera; Chironomidae
Source: the annotation of a GenBank genome assembly
AUGAUGCUAAUUCCAUCAGCACCAAAGAAUCAAAAAGGUGAACAAAAGAUCCCGAAAUUUAUUAGCUUUGAUUUGAUUAGCCUGUCGAAACAGGUUGGCUUUAAUAUCAAAGCGGAUGACAAAAGUCAUUCAAAAAAGAAAGAAAAAAAACAAUUUCUUAUGAAUGAAACAUUUCGUGCUGUUUUCCUUUGUGAUCUCAAUUUAAACCUCCUUGACAUUUUUCCCUUGAGCUUUGGUCAAUUUCAGAGCACAAAACCAAUUGGUAUAAAGAUGAAUUCAAUCAAGUGUAUAAUAGAUUAUGAUUUAGAAAAUUGA